GGGUGGAGACAGACCGCGAAGAGAGGCGCCAGUGCGCAUGCGCUGCGGAACUCUGUGAAGCGGUUGGGCGGGUUCGAAGAUUGCGGCGGUUUAGUCAGGAGUUUGGGGCGGCUACCAGAUUGAACCUCCAUAAAGAUGUCCAAGCAACAGCCUGCUGAAAAGUUUACAAAUCCAGAGACUCCUGGUUAUGUUGGAUUUGCAAACCUUCCAAACCAGGUUCAUCGGAAAUCUGUGAAAAAAGGCUUUGAAUUCACUCUUAUGGUGGUUGGUGAAUCUGGAUUGGGCAAAUCUACUCUAAUAAACAGCCUGUUCUUAACGGAUCUCUAUCCAGAACGGAUAAUCCCAGGAGCAGCUGAGAAAAUUGAAAGAACUGUGCAGAUUGAAGCUUCAACAGUUGAAAUUGAGGAAAGGGGUGUAAAGCUCCGUCUAACUGUAGUAGAUACACCAGGAUAUGGUGAUGCCAUCAAUUCUCGAGAUUGUUUCAGGACUAUUAUUUCCUAUAUCGAUGAGCAAUUUGAGCGCUACCUUCAUGAUGAAAGUGGCUUGAACAGACGGCAUAUUGUAGAUAAUCGAGUUCACUGCUGCUUCUAUUUUAUUUCCCCAUUUGGUCAUGGUCUUAAACCCUUGGAUGUUGAGUUCAUGAAAGCCAUACACAACAAAGUGAAUAUUGUGCCUGUAAUUGCAAAAGCUGAUACUCUUACUCUGAAGGAGCGGGAAAGGCUGAAGAAAAGGAUUCUGGAUGAAAUUGAAGAGCAUAGCAUCAAGAUUUAUCACUUGCCUGAUGCUGAAUCAGAUGAGGAUGAGGACUUUAAAGAACAGACCAGACUUCUGAAGACCAGUAUUCCAUUUUGUGUUGUGGGAUCCAAUCAGCUAAUUGAAGCUAAAGGUAAAAAGGUUAGAGGUCGCCUCUAUCCUUGGGGAGUUGUUGAAGUGGAGAACCCGGAGCAUAAUGACUUCUUGAAACUAAGAACAAUGUUAAUUACCCACAUGCAGGAUCUCCAGGAAGUGACUCAAGACCUUCAUUAUGAGAACUUCCGUUCUGAAAGACUUAAGAAAGGUGGCAGCUGUAUGGAGGGAGUCCUACAGACAAAGAACUUCUCUCCUGGCAGUGUGAAAAGCAGGAAGGUAGAAGAUGAGGAAGUUAAUAAAGACCAAAUCUUGCUGGAAAAGGAAGCUGAACUCCGUCGCAUGCAAGAGAUGAUUGCGAGGAUGCAGGCACAGAUGCAGAUGCAGAGAGGUGAAGGAGACAGCAGUAUGACCCAUGGGCACAAAGUUUAAAUUAUUUGGUACUUCCGUUAAUUGGAGCCAUUUGAGACCUUUGAUGCAGUGGCGCAUUUUAUCCUGCUGUGACUUGGAAGGUCCAUUUGCAUUCAGCAUGCAAAUACAUUGUGGUCAUUUAUGUAAUGCCUACUUUGUAUAUAACUUAAACUUGGUCAAUAUUUCAAUUUUAUGAUGUAAUGUGAUGAUUUAUUAACUUUGACAGUUAUUACUCUUUUACUGAGCUGAUUUUAUUACACUGGCUACACAAAUACUAAGAUUUUUCCUAACCUAAUAGUCAUUGAAUAGUAUGGAUUACUACCACUAUUUUGAGUUUCUUAUUUGCACUGAAGAGUUCAUCUUUUU
Molecule: messenger RNA, 1623 nt
Organism: Elgaria multicarinata webbii
Lineage: Eukaryota; Metazoa; Chordata; Lepidosauria; Squamata; Anguidae
Gene: SEPTIN2
Product: septin 2
Exons: 14
Coding region: 136-1278 (380 amino acids)
Biological process (GO): cytoskeleton-dependent cytokinesis; intracellular protein localization; cilium assembly
Cellular component (GO): microtubule cytoskeleton; septin complex; cell division site
Molecular function (GO): molecular adaptor activity; GTP binding; GTPase activity
Source: RefSeq, a predicted model, not a curated record